This is a messenger RNA of Eurytemora carolleeae, 1162 nucleotides long. RefSeq lists its product as uncharacterized. NCBI's taxonomy places the organism in Eukaryota, Metazoa, Arthropoda, Copepoda, Calanoida, Temoridae. The coding region runs from base 75 to 1145 and encodes 356 amino acids. The record is from RefSeq and is a predicted model, not a curated record. Gene Ontology annotation, molecular function: delayed rectifier potassium channel activity; protein binding. Gene Ontology annotation, cellular component: voltage-gated potassium channel complex. Gene Ontology annotation, biological process: potassium ion transmembrane transport; protein homooligomerization. The transcript has 15 exons.
CAAGUUCUUAAUCAAAUAAACUCCAUCGUGAGGAUUUAAUCAAGAUAGAAGCAAUAGAAAAUGAGAUCAUAAGAAUGGGAGAGAAGGAAGAAAUAGAAUCCUCCUGGACAGAGUUACAGGAGCUUGGAAGCUUGUCUUCACCUCAUCAGAAGGAUGACUCUGAGGUAAGGUUUGAGGAUGAGAGUAUGAGUAACCAGCUUGAUCAGAUCUGGGGUUUAGUGGAGAAAAUAAUCCCUCUCUCCAGUAUUAUCGCAGACCUAGAGAUCAAUCUCGAGACAGCGGUUGGUAGGAUGGAAAAGAUUGAAAACAAAAUAAAUAUUUUACCGAAAAAGGCAUCAAGAGCUAUUCCAGAAGAUUUUGAUGAUCUGAGUAUUCUUGAAGGAUGGAGAGGAGAGGAACCUGAAGAUUAUACAAGUAUUCUGGUUCCUAUGUUUAAUCACUCUGGAGGAGAACCCAUGCAGGAUAAUCUUUACAGAAAAAAUCUCGUAAAAUCAGUUUCUAAUCGUAUCCUCGCUCCAGUAGAAGAAAUAAGAAGGAAUGGACAGACGAAACUCCGUCCUAUUGAGAAAUCAGUCAGCUGGAACACAGAGGACAUUCACAUACCAAGAGGUUUGCGCUCUCCAGAACAAGGGAUGGAUAAACCGGAUCCUUUCAUAAUUCAGAAAUCUCGACAGCUGAAUAAACGGGUCACGCUGAACGUUGGUGGUGAAAGGCACGAGGUUUUGUGGUCCACACUUCAACAGAUGCCUCAGACAAGAUUGGGGAAAUUAUCCAGAGCAAGUUCACACGAAGAGAUCUUAACGCUGGCAGAUUUUUAUUCUAUUAUUGACAACGAGUUUUUCUUUGAUCGCCACCCUAGAUCGUUUAAAACAAUUUUAAACUACUACAGAACGGGUCGUCUUCAUAUCAUUGAUGAAAUGUGUGUCAUGGCGUUCAGUAGUGAUCUGGAGUAUUGGGGAAUUCAGGAUCUAUGGUUGGAGAGCUGUUGUCAGACCAAAUAUAUGAUCAGGAAAGAAUAUGUGGAGGAUGAAAUCAGGAAGGAAGCAGAAAAUACAAGAACAGUGGCUGGAGAUAGUUGGAGUAGGGGUAGAUGUGGUAGAUAUCAACAGUUUAUCUGGGAUAUCAUGGAGAAACCAGAUACUUGAAUACUUAUCUGACUCCU